CGAGAAAGACGCGGCCGUUACGACCAGCGUGUUCUCAAAGAAAACUUCACGCAACUUUAUUGCAGUUGCGAGCGAACUAAGUGUUAGAUUGCGUGCAAAGUGCUAUAGUGUUUAGUGAUGACUUUUGUAUGGAACCGUCGGCUUUCUUGUCUCCUGGACGAGCGUUGAAGUCAGAGGGGAUGGAAGCGAAAGACCGACUAGUCGAGGAGGUGAUACUCCUCGCCCUGUUUCUUGUUUCGACGGCGGCCAAUUCGUUGGCACUCUUGGUAUUCUGUCGACGACCUGGGCUGAGGACUAUAUCUAAUAGGUUCGUCAUUAACCUACUGGCGACGAAUUUGGUGACGACCUCCCUGCUCGCGCCCGCGCUUUUCGGCGAGCACUCGGCGAGGGAGGUGGCUGGGUGGGUCGAGGCGGGCGACGCCGCUGCCUCGGCGUGCAGCCUCGCAGCCUUGCUGGCGGUGACGCUCAUCGCGUUGGACCAGCACCACGCCGUGACCGACCCGCUGCGCUGUCACACCCGGCUGCUCCAACGCCGCCCUGCGUCGCUCUGCGCAGCCACCUGGCUCGCCGCCCUCUUAGCGGCUGCAGUGCGCGCAACGAUUGCGAUAUUCCGCUAUUACUAUCCGCAAGAGACAGCCGUUUACGGAGUCGAGCUCGCGUACUAUGUCGCCUACCUGAUCGCCGGUGUCCUCGCCCCAGUGACUACAGUCUGCGUUAUGUAUGCGAGGAUCUACCGCGCGGCGCGGUCGUCUGGACUACGGGCGCGAGCGCACGGAGCCAGCGCUCUACAACUUCACGAACCACAUAUAACUUUGCCCGAUUUAAUAGAAGAGGAAGGGCUUACUCUAAAAAUUGAUAUACCUGACAAUGCCGCUGAAGGCGAAUCCAAGUUUGGGCCAUUCUUAUUGCCGCCGGAGCGACCUGUGCGGUGCCCGUCUGUCGCGAGUUUGCGAAAUGCGCGACGAGAAGGCAAAUCCAUUGAGGAUAUACGGAGGGGUUUGCCGGCGGUGAGCUCUGCGCCAUCUCUCGCGGCUCCUCUGCUGGCCGUGCAACCUCAGACGACCCUGCCCGCGAAUGGUGGGUCGAGGAUAACGUCCAUACGUUGUCGGAUUUCAAAUGCUUCGCUGUUUCGGUAUAGAGAAGAAUCUCGUGCGGCCAGAGUUGGACUAUUAACUGGUGCGUUAGUGUUAUUACAUGUGCCACACGCGGUGGCGGCUCUUGCGUCCGCUGCGGUGCCGGGCUUGGCAGCGAGUGUACGGACUCCUGCGCUGGCCUUGCUCCUCCUCGCUUCGGCGGCGUCACCUUUCCUAUUUGCGCUGCGUUCGAGGCGAGUGCAGCGGGAGGCAAGGCGGCUGCUACUGCCCGAGAAGAGUGUGUGGGAUCGGCCUUCGCGCGCAGCGUCCAGUGCGGCCGUUGAUGGGCAGCGAGCCCGCGCGGCUUUGGACCUGUUGAGGACGCUGACGCCGGUGGACGGCGGUGAGGGUGCGGAGGGCCCUUCGGGGAGUGGAGCGGACGGCGUGUGCCGGAGCUCCUUCAGCUCCGGCGGCAGCACUCAGAUCUCCACGGCGUCGGAGGAGUGACACCCCGCACCCCGCGCCCCGCCCUCGCGGGUGCGCUUCGCCCGACCCACCGCUCUACUCAUCUGUGAUACUAGCAUAAGACGAACCGCGCUCGGCGCGAAUGUUAGACUGAUUUAGCAUAAGUUAAUUUAUUAUUGUGUCGAUGUACCUUUCCGCUGAGCGGACAAACUUUAUUACCUGAUAUGAAUGUAUUAAAAUAUUUGUAUUGAAAUGAU
This is a messenger RNA of Pararge aegeria (speckled wood butterfly), 1795 nucleotides long. RefSeq names its product 5-hydroxytryptamine receptor 1A-alpha. NCBI's taxonomy places the organism in Eukaryota, Metazoa, Arthropoda, Insecta, Lepidoptera, Nymphalidae. Gene Ontology annotation, biological process: G protein-coupled receptor signaling pathway. Gene Ontology annotation, molecular function: G protein-coupled receptor activity. Bases 129 to 1580 code for a protein of 483 amino acids. Gene Ontology annotation, cellular component: membrane. The transcript has 2 exons. The record is from RefSeq and is a predicted model, not a curated record.